This is a messenger RNA of Miscanthus lutarioriparius, 1146 nucleotides long. NCBI's taxonomy places the organism in Eukaryota, Viridiplantae, Streptophyta, Magnoliopsida, Poales, Poaceae. The record is from the annotation of a GenBank genome assembly.
AUGCGAUGUGAAGGCCCCAAACCCAGCUCCAAGUCCUCCAGCAGCCUCAGCGCCGCCGCCACCUUCGUGCCGCCGCUCGCCGCCGCGCAUGGAGGAGUAGCGGUCCCGUUUGGCAUGGCGCCGCCGGGGGUGGCGACGACGGCGGACGACGCCCGGUUCUGCAUGCCGUGGGCGGCCGCGGCGCACUUCGAGAACUGGGGCGACUCCGGCAUCGUCGUCACGAGCCCGCUCGCCGAGACGGCUUCCACCGACGUCGACGACGUCAGCGGUGCCAACCACCACGACGCACAGAUGGGUGGAGCCAUCACGCAGAGCGUCGAUGGACACGACAACUCGUUGCCGGUGUGCAAGGUAGAAUCAAGGGAUCACAAGGCAUACAUUGUGGAGCUGGAGAACAGCCGGUCCAAGCUGGCUCACCUUGAGCAGGAGCUUCAGAGGGCAAGGCAGCAGGGGAUGUUCAUUGCAAGCGCGUUGGCGUUCGAUCUGGAGUACGCGCGGUGGCUGGACGAGCACCAGCAACACAUGAACGACCUCCGGGUGGCCCUGAGCGCGCAGAUCGGCGAUGACGACCUGGGCGUGCUGGUGGACGGCGUGAUGCUGCACUACGACGAGAUGUUCCGUCUCAAGGGCGUGGCCACCAGGACGGACGUGUUCCACGUGCUGUCGGGCAUGUGGAUGAGCCCCGCGGAGCGGUUCUUCAUGUGGCUGGGCGGGUUCCGGUCGUCGGAGCUGCUCAAGGUGGUGGCGCGGCAGGUGGAGCCGCAGCUGACGGAGCAGCAGCUGGUGGGCAUCUGCAGCCUGCAGCAGUCGCUGCAGCAGGCCGAGGACGCGCUGUCGCAGGGGAUGGAGGCCCUGCAGCAGGCGCUCGGGGACACGCUCGCCGCCGCCGCCCCGGCGCUCGGCCCGUCCGCGUCCGCCGCCGACAGCGUCACCAACUACAUGGGCCAGAUGGCCGUCGCCAUGAGCAAGCUCGCCACCGUGGAGAACUUCCUCCGCCAGGCGGACCUGCUGCGGCAGCAGACGCUCAAGCAGGUGCACCGGAUCCUGACCACGCGCCAGGCCGCGCGCGCGCUGCUCGUCGUCAGCGACUACUUCUCGCGGCUCCGAGCGCUGAGCUCCCUGUGGCUGACGCGCCCGACGGAUUGA